GUGCCUUGCUAACUACCGUACGGAGUGUACACGUUUUUUGCGCAAAAAAUAAUUAAAAAAACAUUAAUAUUUAUUUACAUAACUUAGUUAUUUACAAAGUAAAAUUAAUUUUCAAACAUCUAAAGUGUUUAACGAGUGGAAUGAAGGGAUUCUAAGUGUAUUUUAUAAAAAUUCUAAAGUCAAAGAGCGGCCAUUUUGAACGCGGUCAUCCGGAUACCUGAUUUUGGCGGAAGAUGGCAAAUCACGAAGAUUCAAAUAACUCAGAUGAUGGUUUCAUUAAGAUCCACCCACAUUUAGCAAACAUAGCAAAAAACGGCAUUGCAACAACCGUGAAAACAAUAAGUACUAAAUCAUUGAUAAGGCUAGUACAAAGUCAGCCAUCUCUUUGGGACAGAACCAGUAUGCAAUAUAAAGAAAAAACUACCAGAGAACGUGCUUGGCUUCACAUAAUUAAGGAACUGUUCCCACAACACGCUAAUUUUACGAAGUCUCAGAUGUUGGAAAUUAUGCACAACCUUACUCACCGUUGGUACAAUGUACGCGACGCCUACGUCAAGUGUCGUAAGAGGAAAGUCUUCAACAAGCCCAAGAAACCAUACAUCUACUCUGACUUACUAGCAUUCCUCGACCCUAUACAUAAAUUACCCGCAGAUAAUAACAGUACGUUAGAAUAUAGCGAUGAUUUGGAGUAUCUCACAGAAGAGAAAAUCAACGAAUCACAAUUUGAAGGAAACCAUGAAGAUGAAAUUACAAUAGAUGAACAAGUGAUCGGUGAAGAAUAUCUAGAUACUUAUUUAGAUGAAAGUGAAGCUACUCCAGCUAAAAGACUAAGAAAUGAUCCUUUAGAUGAAAACGUUAUUACUGUUUUAGCUAAUUUGCUGGAAAAAGAAGAUGAUGAAGAUAGAGCGUUCUUUAAAAGCAUUAUUCCGUCUGUUAAGGCAUUAAAUCGUGAUGCUAAAAUUGAAUUUAGAAUUCAAGUUAUGAAGUUACUAAAGAAUUUAAGUUCAAGUCAAAAAAGGAAGAGGGUUAAAAUUGAAGUUGUUAAUAAUGAUAGUGAUUAAGUUUAUGAUUACAAGUUGCUUUUAAGUUUAAGUUUGUCGUUAAAGUUGUUAC
Molecule: messenger RNA, 1113 nt
Organism: Hyposmocoma kahamanoa
Lineage: Eukaryota; Metazoa; Arthropoda; Insecta; Lepidoptera; Cosmopterigidae
Exons: 4
Coding region: 234-1061 (275 amino acids)
Biological process (GO): regulation of transcription by RNA polymerase II
Cellular component (GO): nucleus; transcription regulator complex
Molecular function (GO): DNA binding
Source: RefSeq, a predicted model, not a curated record